GGAUGGUAUUCGGAGGGAAGUUGGAUAAUGGAGCAUGUGUAUUGAUGUCCCUGUGCCAGUCACACUCCUAACGUACUGGUAAACCUCUUAACCUUCCUAAUCUUAGCAGCCAUCUGCUGCGGCAGUCGUCCAGCCUACGCAGCCUGAGCUGUGUUUAAAUGUUACAACUUUAUUUUUUAGGCCAUGCUGCUGUCUUCUCAAGCAGAAAGGAACUGGGAGGGUUUGUGUUCAGUGCUCGAAGAUGUCUUGGAGGACCAGUCCCACAGGCAGCUGUUGGCCUUAGAGCUGGGGUCAGGGACGGGGCAGCACGUCAUGCGAUUUGCCCAGAAGAUGCCAUUUGUUACCUGGCAGCCGUCGGAUAUUAAAGACGAGGCUUUGAACAGUAUCAAAGCAUGUAUCACUGCAACCCAUGCAAAGACAAUACUGCAGCCAGUACACCUGGAUGCCAGUGAGCCAUUGGAGAAAUGGACAGGAGUGACCAGUGACUCUUGUGAUGUCAUUGUUGCCAUCAACUUACUGCAGUAUAGCUCCUUUAAAACCGCUCAGGGUGCUUUCAAAGGAGCAGGCCAGGUUCUCAAACAGAAUGGCCUUCUGAUAACAUAUGGGAUGUAUGCAAUUAAUGGCACCAUUACACCCAGCUGUAAUGAAAACCUUGAUGCAGAACUUCGAAGAAAAAAUCCAGAGUGGGGUCUUCCGGACAUUGACGUUCUGAGACAACUGGCUUAUGAAAAUGGGAUGCGUCUGGAAAGAAUGGUUGAGAUGGAAGAGUAUUACAAAUGCCUCAUCUUCAGAAAAUUAUAAGUUCACACUAUGGAGAAUUUCACUUUUUUGUGUAUUAUUGUUUAAAUGUUUGAUUUAAAAAUAAAUGCCCACAAAAAACGAACAAACUGAGGAUGUAUUUAUACAGUGUAGAAUUAUGUUAGUUUUCAUUGUAUUCAAAUAUAACAAGCUUUUCUGUGUUGUCUUAAUAUUCAUUAUAUACAAAACAAUCAACAUUAAAGAUACAGACACACGUGGACAGUGAGAACCAGAUAUUUAUUAAAUAUAAUUUUAAAAUUACUGUCAGACAGAUCAGACUGAUGGAAUUAAGAAGUUCACAGAUGGUAGCUGACCGGUUACAGAAAAUCACUGGUUUGCUGUGUGAUACAUACAUGCAACAGAUUCUGUUCCUCUUGCAGUCAUUUCCACAUAAUUGAAAAGCCAAGAACUGGUGAAAAAAAAAAGUCAGUCUGAACUGCACUGACUAUAGAACCUCAGC
This is a messenger RNA of Cynoglossus semilaevis (tongue sole), 1258 nucleotides long. Its product is annotated as methyltransferase-like 26 B. NCBI's taxonomy places the organism in Eukaryota, Metazoa, Chordata, Actinopteri, Pleuronectiformes, Cynoglossidae. The record is from RefSeq and is a predicted model, not a curated record. Bases 184 to 801 code for a protein of 205 amino acids. The transcript has 6 exons.